AGCCCGCCGUGGGUCCCUCGUUGCAGCCGUACCCAACAGCCCAUCCCGAGACCGUGCUCCAGCCCCUCUUCUCUCCGCAGCCGGUGACCUGCCGGGAUGGCAGUGCUGGGGGGCUACUGUGAGGGCAACAGCUCCAUCGCCCAUGCCUGGGUCCAGCAGGGCUUCCAGCCCUGCUUCUUCUUCACGCUGGUGCCAGCCGUGCUGCUGAGCGUCUGCUUGCUGCUGGGAGCCCUGCAGUAUGCCUGCUACGUCCGCUUCGGCCGCGCCAUGGAGCCAUGCGCAGUCGCCCUCCUGCAGCUGGAGCAUACGCGGGUGCUGGCGCACGACCGGACGCGGGGCCAUGGCACCGUCCUCCUCCUCUUCUGGGCGCUGGCCUUCGCCGCCGAGAACCUGACCCUGGUGUGCUGGAGGAGCCCGCUGUGGUGGUGGGCACUGGAGGACACCAACCAGAAGGUGCAGUUUGGCUUCUGGCUGCUGCGUUACAUCUGCACGUUCAUGCUCUUCAUCCUGGGCAUGAAGGCCCCGGGGCUGCCCCACAAGCCCUACAUGCUGCUGGUCAACGAGGAGGAGCGGGACGUGGAGAACAGCCAGGCCAGGGCUGUGACACCUCGCUCUGCUCUCCCCCAGACCGGCAGGACCCCCGCCCCCUGGAAGGUUUUCCGGAGGAAGCUGCGGCUGCUGGUGCCGUACAUGUGGCCGAGGGGCAACCACCGGCUGCAGGGGCUGGUGCUGUUCUGCAUGGCACUCAUGGGGCUGGAGCGGGCCAUCAACGUCUUCGUCCCCAUCUACUACAAGAACAUCGUGAACGAGCUGACAGAGGGUGCUCCCUGGCACACCCUGGCCUCGACUGUCUGCAUCUACGUGGGGAUGAAGUUCCUGCAGGGUGGAGGUGCUGGCUCCACCGGCUUCGUGAGCAACCUGCGCACCUUCCUGUGGGUCUGGGUGCAGCAGUUCACCAACCGGCAGGUGCAGGUGCAGCUCUUCACCCACCUGCACGGGCUGUCCCUGCGCUGGCACCUGGGGCGUCGCACUGGCGAGGUCCUGCGCAGCGUGGACCGGGGCACCAGCAGCAUCAACAGCCUGCUCAGCUACAUCGUCUUCAGCAUCAUCCCCACCAUUGCGGACAUCGUCAUCGGCAUCGUUUACUUCACCUCAGUCUUCAGCGCCUGGUUUGGCCUCAUCAUCUUCGUGUGUAUGAGCCUCUACCUGACUCUGACCAUCUUCAUCACCGAGUGGAGGACCAAGUACCGGCGGGACAUGAACACGCGGGACAAUGAGGCCAAGUCCCGGGCCGUGGACUCACUCCUCAAUUUUGAGACGGUGAAGUACUACAAUGCAGAGAGCUAUGAGGUGAACCGCUUCAACGAUGCCAUCAUCAAGUACCAGGUCUCGGAGUGGAAGGUCAGUGCCUCGCUGGGUCUCCUCAACCAGACCCAGAACCUGGUCAUCGGCCUGGGGCUGCUGGCGGGGUCCCUGCUCUGCGCCUACUUCGUCACCGAAAACAAGCUGCAGGUGGGGGACUUUGUCCUCUUUGGCACCUACAUCAUCCAGCUCUACACGCCGCUCAACUGGUUUGGGACUUACUACAGGAUGAUCCAGAACUCCUUCGUGGACAUGGAGAACAUGUUCGAGCUCUUCCACGAGGAGCAGGAGGUGAAGGAUGCGGUGAAUGCCGGUGACCUGCGCUUGGAGGCCGGGCGGAUCGAGUUUGAGAAUGUGCACUUCAGCUAUGUGGAUGGGAAGGAAAUCCUGCAGGACGUCUCCUUCUCUGUGAUGCCCGGGCAGACCCUGGCCCUGGUGGGACCUUCAGGCUCGGGGAAGAGCACCAUCAUCCGCCUGCUCUUCCGCUUCUACGAUGUACGGGGCGGCUGCAUCCGCAUUGACGGGCAGGACAUCUCCCAGGUGAAGCAGGCGUCGCUGCGCGCUCACAUCGGGGUGGUGCCCCAGGACACGGUGCUCUUCAACGACACCAUCGCCAACAACAUCCGCUAUGGACGGAUCCUGGCCACUGACCAGGAGGUGCAGGAGGCAGCCCGAGCUGCUGACAUCCACGACCGCAUCCUUUCCUUCCCCGACGGAUACGACACCCAGGUGGGGGAGCGGGGGCUGAAGCUGAGUGGGGGGGAGAAGCAGCGUGUCGCCAUCGCUCGCACCAUCCUGAAGGGUCCCCGCAUCAUCCUGCUGGAUGAGGCCACGUCCGCACUCGACACAGAGACUGAGAGGAAUAUCCAGGCCUCCCUGGCCAAGGUCUGCGCCCACCGCACCACCAUUGUUGUUGCACAUAGGCUCUCCACCGUGGUGGGUGCAGACCAGAUCCUGGUGCUCAAGGACGGGCGCAUUGUGGAGCGAGGGAGGCACGAGGAGCUGCUGCAGAAGGGUGGCGUCUAUGCCGGCAUGUGGCUGCAGCAGCAGGCUGGGGACGAGGGCGAGAGCAAGGAGCGCCACACCGAGAAGCCCCUGGGCAGCAAGAAGGGGCCGUGAGCGUGGCCAGGGGCUCUGUGGUGACGCCGACCUGGGGCUCAGGCCCCCAUGCUGCCAGGGAGCCCUUUGCCGGCUGCGUGCCGGGGCCCUGCAUGCCCCAG
Molecule: messenger RNA, 2582 nt
Organism: Egretta garzetta (little egret)
Lineage: Eukaryota; Metazoa; Chordata; Aves; Pelecaniformes; Ardeidae
Gene: ABCB6
Product: ATP binding cassette subfamily B member 6 (Langereis blood group)
Biological process (GO): heme transport; transmembrane transport
Cellular component (GO): membrane
Molecular function (GO): ATP binding; heme binding; ATP hydrolysis activity
Source: RefSeq, a predicted model, not a curated record